Asparagus officinalis (garden asparagus) is the source of this 1359-nucleotide messenger RNA. RefSeq names its product probable cysteine protease RD19D. Lineage: Eukaryota; Viridiplantae; Streptophyta; Magnoliopsida; Asparagales; Asparagaceae. The transcript has 4 exons. Gene Ontology annotation, molecular function: cysteine-type endopeptidase activity. Gene Ontology annotation, cellular component: lysosome. Bases 62 to 1144 code for a protein of 360 amino acids. The record is from RefSeq and is a predicted model, not a curated record.
CCUCUCCAUAAAAAUUCCUCCCUCGAAAACAGCCAACCCCAAUCCAAACUCCUUCCAAAAAAUGGAAACUUUACUGAAAACCUUCGUCCCUCUCCUCCUCGUAUCCUGCUCCGCCGUCACAUCCUACCCCUCCGUCUCCCCCCACAUCGCUCGGGUCACCGACCGGUUCCGCUCCCCUGAGCGACAGUUCCAAUCCUUCAUCAGAAGAUACAACAGGGACUACCGCACCGCGGAGGAGUACGCUCACCGCCUCGGUGUUUUUACCAGGAAUCUUGCGAGGGCGGCGGAGAACCAGAUGCUGGACCCCACAGCGAAGCACGGGAUCACGCCGUUCUUUGAUUUGAGCGAGGAGGAGUUCGAGAGGUCGUACUUGGGGUUGGCGGUGCAGGAUAAGGAGGGGAUGUUGGGUGCGGAGAUGCGGACCGCGGAGGAGGUGGAUGUAAGGGGGUUGCCGGCGAGUUUUGAUUGGAGGGAGAAGGGGGCCGUUACGGAUGUUAAGAUGCAGGGAGUUUGUGGUUCUUGUUGGGCGUUUAGCACAACCGGAGCAGUUGAAGGGGCCCAUUUCAUUGCAACAGGCAAACUUCUAAACCUCAGUGAGCAGCAGCUUGUCGACUGUGAUCACACGUGUGAUGCAGUGGCUAAGGAGGAUUGUAACAAUGGUUGUGGUGGCGGUCUAAUGACCAAUGCAUACAAUUACUUGAUGAAAUCUGGAGGUUUAGAAGAGGAGAAGACAUACCCUUAUACUGGAAAACAAGGGGAAUGCAAGUUUGACAAAGAUAAAAUCGCAGUUAGAGUGGCCAACUUCACAAAGAUACCUUUUGAUGAGAAGCAGAUCGCAGCAAAUCUAGUCAUGCGUGGCCCUCUUGCGAUGGGAUUGAAUGCAGCGUUCAUGCAAACAUACAUUGGGGGUGUAUCCUGCCCUCUAAUAUGCCCAAAGAUAUUCAUCAACCAUGGCGUGUUACUCGUCGGGUACGGAGCAAAAGGGUUUUCAAUUCUGAGGCUCGGGUAUCAACCAUAUUGGAUUGUUAAGAACUCAUGGGGAAAGCACUGGGGAGAGGACGGUUAUUAUAAGCUUUGCAGGGGACAUAAAAUGUGUGGGAUGAACACUAUGGUUUCUGCUGUAUCCACCACUUGGGAAGGCUAAGGAAAAGAAAUCAGAAAGAGAUUCAUGGUAAGUAAACAUAAGCUAUAGCUAGUAGCUACCGUUGGAACUUUGAAGUAGAUCUUGUGUAUGUGAAACAGUAUCGUGUUAUUGCUCGGAUACAUUUGCUAAGUUGCGCAUUGGUUGCGUUGUUGAAUAUGUGAUGAUCUGUAGGUUGCUCGGACACGUUCUAAGUUGCGCAUUGGUUGCGCUGUCGA